AUGGCAACGGCCUUCAGCAGCGACGGGGAGGCCGCGCUGCGGCGGGAGCUGGGCCCGGCGGCGGCGCCGCGGGGGGACCUCGACGGCUUCUACGAGAUGGGCCGCGCCGCCGCCUUCGUGCGGGGCGGCGGGUUCCGCAAGGUCGCCCUCCAGUUCCCCGACGAGCUCCUGGCGGACGCGGCGGCGGUGGCGGCCCGGAUGGAGGCGGCGACGGGCGCCGAGAUGUACGUCCUAGGAGACACCACGUACGGCAGCUGCUGUGUGGACGAAGUGGCCGCCGAGCACGCGGGUGCCGAGGCGGUGCUGCACUACGGCCCAGCCUGCCUCAGUCCCUGCGGAAAGCUACCGGUGCUGCACAUCUUCGGGCAGCAGCCCCUGGACAUCGGGCGUUGCGCAGAGGCCUUCCGGGAGCUCUACCCCAACCGGCAGAGCCGUGUGGUGGUGCUGAACGAUGUGGUCUAUGCCCAUGCGAUGGGUGAGCUGGAGCAGCAGUUGUGCCCUGAGUACCCUAAUAUCGUCUUCUCCAGGGUGGUGUGUGAGGACCCUCCUGGCCCCACGCCACGUGGGGAGGUGCGGCAGUUUGGUCGCCAGUUCCUGGUGGAGGCACCAGGAGGGUUGCAGGACUGCUCCAUGUUCUACGUGGGAGCCGAGGGCCUAGCCCUCACCAGCUUCAUGCUGACCUGGAACCGCUGUCCCUUCAGCUCCUUUGACCCUGCCACAGGCUGCGGCCGCCACGAGACCCUCAAUGUCAACCGGGCCCUGAUGCGACGCCUCUACCUGGUGGAGCGGGCCCGGGACGCCCGUGUGGUGGGCAUCCUGGUGGGCACCCUUGGCGUGGUGGGCUACUUGGCUGUGCUGCAGCACCUCCGGGAGCUUCUGCGCCGGGCCGGCAAGCGCAGCUACACGCUGGCUGUGGGGAAGCCGAACCCUGCCAAGCUGGCCAACUUCCUGGAGGUGGACGUCUUUGUCCUGGUAGCCUGUGCUCAGAACUCCCUGCUGGACUCCAGUGACUUCUACCGGCCCGUUGUGACGCCAUAUGAGCUGGAGCUGGCCUGUAACCCAGCCCGUGAAUGGACAGGGAACUACCUCACCAAUUUCCGAGACCUGCUGCCAGGUGCCUGCGCGCACGUUGAGCUCCCACCGGCCAUCCCUGCAGCGGAGGCUGUUCCCGACAUCUCACUGAUCACGGGGGAGCUGCGCGCCACUCAGCUCUGCGAUCCUCCGGCUUCCCAGCUGCCCACCAGCACCACCCUGGCCUGCAGGGACCAGACGUGGGCCCUCACGGAAAUCAGCCCUGCUGCCUCCUUCCUGGAGUCUCGCAGCUGGCGGGGCCUGGAGCAGCAGCUGGGGCAGACGCCCGUCUCCAAGGCUGUGCCGGGCCGACGAGGGAUUGCCAUUGCCUAUGAGGAUGAGGGGCGUGAGCAACCCUGAUUCGGCAGCAGCAUUGGCACCCAGCCAGGAGCAGGGCCGUGUGGGGGCCCAGGCAUUGCCUGCCACUGAGUGUUGGACCCGUGAGGGUCUCACAAGGGUCCGGACCUGCCACCUGCUGGCCCCACACUGGCUGCAGCCUUGGACCAGUAGUGCCGCGGUGGGAGAGCAGGAGUUGGGUGUGUGUUCGGGGAUGCCUGUGGCACCCUGGAGUU
Haliaeetus leucocephalus (bald eagle) is the source of this 1643-nucleotide messenger RNA. RefSeq names its product DPH2 homolog (S. cerevisiae) (gene DPH2). Bases 1 to 1431 code for a protein of 476 amino acids. The transcript has 6 exons. Gene Ontology annotation, molecular function: 2-(3-amino-3-carboxypropyl)histidine synthase activity. The record is from RefSeq and is a predicted model, not a curated record. Gene Ontology annotation, biological process: protein histidyl modification to diphthamide. Lineage: Eukaryota; Metazoa; Chordata; Aves; Accipitriformes; Accipitridae.